AUGAAUUUACAAAAUAUACAAGUGAGGAACAAAAUCAGAUAUCAAAUUUACUUAAAUUAUUGUAAAGUAAUACAAGAAAGUGCUGCUGGAUUAUUAUUUUGAGUAGCAAAUAUAGAAUCCCUGGUCCAAAUAGCUUUAAAAUAUUGUCAAGCUUUUAUAAUAUAUUUCUAUUGCUUACAGCAAAAAACAGAAAGGACAAGGAUACACAGUGGCAGUGUUAGCUAUAAAAGCUGAAGACAUCAUCAGCACUGGCAAUCUUAUCAAUCUAGGGCUAAGGUAAGAUGCUAUUUUUAG
Molecule: messenger RNA, 294 nt
Organism: Blepharisma stoltei
Lineage: Eukaryota; Ciliophora; Heterotrichea; Heterotrichida; Blepharismidae
Source: the annotation of a GenBank genome assembly